AUGCCCAUGUCAUCCAAGAACCUCAACGGGCCAGGCUACAUCAUCCUCAACGGUAUCCGCGGUAUGAACAUCGUCGCUCUGCUGGCAGUCAUCACCGCCAGCAUCGUGAUGCUCGUCAAGAUCUCGACCGACACGAAGUUGUUCUUCUUCGACGCUGUCUCCCAUGUCGUCACGGCGAUCACCAGCAUGUUCCUCGUCACCUCCGAGCUCUCUCUGUUCCGUGCGUACUUCGCCCGCAACUGGCCGCUCUUGAGCCCUAGCCAUGGCUUUGUUGGGCUUGGCCUUGCCAUGAUCGUCCUAGGCGUCAACGUGAUGGGUAACCUCAACAAGCCUUCUGGGACUCAGAAAGAGCUUGGCCUACCCUUCUGGCGUAUCGUCAUCGGCUCUGGCAUCAUCGUCUUCAUAUUGGGCUGGAUCAACCUCAUCGCUAGCUACGUCUUCCGCAAUCGCGAGCAAGGCACCACUGCACGUCAAGUUCGUGCCAAAGGCGCCUCCGUUCAGAAGACGCCGAUUGUCAGCUCUACUACCGGCUACAACAGCCCGCCCGCACCGUACCUUGCUCAAUCAUACCGCUCCAACUCGAGCUCCUCAUCGCCUGUCAAAUCCCACAACCCUUUCAGCUCUAGGAGCUCAGAGCGCCGCGACUCCUGGCUGCCGUCCUACAACAUCGCCGCCGCCACCGCCGCAGUUUCGAGAGACUCCUCCGUCUACAAGCAGGAUCGUCCAGGCUCGCCCACUAGCAGAUACUCUCGCGCUACAGCAUGCACCAAGAAAAAGUUCUUCGGUGCCGGUGGUAUUCUCGGCAGACAGAGUCUCGCUCCUCCGCUUCCAGACAACCCACAGCAGCAAGAGCGUGAGAUGGAAAUCUCGGCACCAAUGGGCGUCAACCCGCAGUUCGCCCACCUCGUUCAGAGGCCUGAUAGUGCGCUGCACCCAGCUCGCUCGGGGGAGAGCCAGGCGUAUCGGUGGAGAGUAUGA
This is a messenger RNA of Ramularia collo-cygni, 978 nucleotides long. RefSeq lists its product as uncharacterized. The record is from RefSeq and is a predicted model, not a curated record. The coding region runs from base 1 to 978 and encodes 325 amino acids. NCBI's taxonomy places the organism in Eukaryota, Fungi, Ascomycota, Dothideomycetes, Mycosphaerellales, Mycosphaerellaceae. The transcript is spliced from 3 exons.